AUGAUUUAUCCAAGUUUAUUGCAUAUUUCAUUUUUCAUUUUUCCUACUUAUCCUGCUGGUCUUUUAAGAAUGUUAGCACAUGAUCUAUCGAAAUUUCUUCGCAUGUUGAUGAAUAAUGGAUAUCCUCUUCUUCAUUCGUUUUCAAUUAUUGAAAUAAAAAAAGUUGUUGAUGAUGAAAAUAUUUGUCAAUAUAAUCCAGCAAAUACUAAUAAUUCAUUUCCACCAUCAAUACAAUUUGGUCUUGUUUGGAAUUGGAGAAUAAUGGAUGAUAGUCGAAGAUUUAUUUGUCAACGUGGGACGAAUUUAGAUUCAACACAUUUAAUGAUGAUUAAUGAUAAAAAUACUAUUGAAGUUAUUAUUUUAUCAAAUGGGAAUAGGACUUUAGAAAAUCAAUUCUCGACGAAAGUUUAUAAUACAUUGGCGAAUAUUCAAUUAAUGCUUUUUGAUUGUCUUGAAAGUAAAAUUUAA
Molecule: messenger RNA, 468 nt
Organism: Rotaria socialis
Lineage: Eukaryota; Metazoa; Rotifera; Eurotatoria; Philodinida; Philodinidae
Source: the annotation of a GenBank genome assembly